GCUGGGAGUCCCAGGACCCUCUGCGGGGAGAACAGGGGAUCCGGAUGCAGCCCCAGCAGGAGGAGACGCAGGAGCAAACACCGGGCCUGACCAGGGAGAAGGCUGCUCAGAGCGGUUACUGAAAACAGGAACCUGCCCCUCUGCGAGGCCCGCGCCUUCCUCGUUUCUCACAGAGGAAGCGUGCGGCGUGUGUAGCAACUGCUGCUCGCCCUGAUAGCAUGGGCUUGUCUACGCCCCUGGGAGGCCGCGCCGCCCGCUCACUCCGCUGGACCCACCGCAGCUGAUGCAGAGGCGCUGACGGCGAUCCUGGCACCCCCUCGUCAGCUACUCCCAGGGGAGACCAUGUCCAGCCUGUGAAGGCCUCGCCAGCCGUCCACAGCCCCGGGAGCGAGCGAGAUGGGAAACAGCGUGAGGUCCACCCCGGCGCCUCCCGAGAGGACUCUGCCCUGCCCGGACGGACUGGACAGCGACUACCUGGCCGUGCUGAGUGACUACCCGUCUCCUGACAUCAGCCCCCCAAUAUUCCGCCGCGGAGAGAAACUGCGCGUGAUUUCUGACGAAGGGGGCUGGUGGAAAGCCAUCUCCCUCAGCACUGGCCGGGAGAGUUACAUUCCUGGGAUAUGCGUGGCCAGAGUUUACCACGGCUGGCUGUUCGAGGGGCUGGGCAGAGACAAGGCCGAGGAGCUGCUGCAGCUGCCUGACACGAAGAUCGGCUCCUUCAUGAUCAGAGAGAGUGAGACCAAGAAAGGUUUCUACUCCCUGUCCGUGAGACAUCGGCAGGUAAAGCAUUACCGAAUCUUCCGCCUGCCCAACAACUGGUACUACAUUUCGCCCAGGCUCACCUUCCAGUGCCUGGAGGACCUGGUGAACCACUAUUCCGAGGUGGCCGACGGCCUCUGCUGCGUGCUGACCACGCCCUGCCUGACUCAGAGCACGGCUACCCCCGCGGUGAGAGCCGCCGACUCGCCCGUCACCUUGCGCCAGAAGACCCUGGACUGGAAGAGGGUGUCCAGGCUUCAGGACGACCCCGAGGGGGCAGGGAACCCCCUCGGCGUGGACGAGUCCCUCUUCAGCUACGGCCUCCGGGAAAGCAUCGCCUCCUACCUGUCCCUGACCAGCGAGGACAGCGCCCCCCUGGACCGCAAGAAGAAGAGCAUCUCCCUGAUGUACAGCGGGAGCAAGAGGAAGAGCUCCUUCUUCUCGUCGCCGCCCUACUUCGAGGACUAGCCGGGGGGCCGCCGCCAUGCCGCGUGCCCAGAAGGGACAGAGGUUCGGACUCGCACCUGGGCUCCCACCGAAAGGCUCACUUCCCUGGCCCCCGGGGAGCCUCGCGUCUCCCAGGAGCCAAGAGAAGCUGCGGGAGACUCCCACUCCCACCUUCUCCGUCCACAUGAAGACCUGGGGGACCCUCUCUGGCGUCUGACCGGUCCUGGGACGUCACAGAACGUUGACUUGCGAUGCCUGGACGCAGCCGUGUUUCGGGAGAGUCCUGCUUGUGUGCUGUAUGUGUGCGCCCGUGGUGCUUGUGGGAAAGACAGGCACCCUCUCACCGGAAAGCGCACCAGGGCCAUCCUCCGACCGACUGUCCGGAUGGCCACACUUCGCGCUCACAGAGAAAACCUCUGAAUGAGAAGCGUCUGAGAAGAAGAUGAGCCCAGCGCUGUGUCCUGGCCCAGCGUCUGGGUUUGCAAAUUGGUUUUGCGCCUGGAACUCUCUCAGCCAAUCCACAGACAGACCUUUGGUGUGCAUCUUCUCUCUCUUUAAGGGGACUCGGUGACACUAAACAUUCACCUUCUUCAUCAGCCCUGAACCAGGAGAUCCCUUUGCCCUGCUGGUCCCAAAGCCACAGAUACAGAAGUCAGACGGCCUCCCUGCCUCCGCUGGGGGCAAGGCAAGCAGGAGAGGGGGUGGCUGCUGGCUGGGGGGCGCAACGCGGGUCCUGGAAUUGUGCAAGCUUGUACCACGUCCCAGCUACGGCUUUGCGGCCCAGAGAGAACUCAGGGGCACGCGGAGGUUCACACCUAAAUUAAUGCAUCGGCGGUUCACUCACGACUGCCUGAAGAGGCACUGCAUCACGUCCUGUGUGCGGUGUCGGGCC
Messenger RNA from Phyllostomus discolor (pale spear-nosed bat), 2098 nucleotides. RefSeq names its product Src like adaptor (gene SLA). The record is from RefSeq and is a predicted model, not a curated record. Lineage: Eukaryota; Metazoa; Chordata; Mammalia; Chiroptera; Phyllostomidae. The coding region runs from base 397 to 1227 and encodes 276 amino acids. Gene Ontology annotation, molecular function: protein binding. The transcript has 9 exons.